Messenger RNA from Mesorhabditis belari, 585 nucleotides. The record is from the annotation of a GenBank genome assembly. Lineage: Eukaryota; Metazoa; Nematoda; Chromadorea; Rhabditida; Rhabditidae.
AUGGGGAUUCCCUUUGCCGCGCCGCCAAUUGGAAAAUUGAGAUUUGAGAAACCCCAACAACCCAUUCCUUGGACAAAACCAAUAAACGCUACUGCUUAUUCGAAGGGAUGCAUCCCAUGCGUGAAACCAGAAACAAAAGCCGAACAAGCACUUGUCAGCGAGGAUUUUCUCUAUUUGAAUGUUUGGUCACCAAAUCUACAGAAUUUUGCUCGUCGUGGAAUCGUUGUUGUUACAAUCCAGUACCGUCUUGGACCUUUCGGUUUCUUAACGUUAAAUGACUCCUCGAUCACUCCAAAUCUCGGUCUUUGGGAUCAAGUUUCUGCUAUGCAAUGGAUUCAGGAGAAUAUUGGACGAUUUGGUGGCAACAGCAAGCAAGUCACAAUUAUGGGCGAAUCGGCAGGUGCCGAAUCGGGCUGUGGACCGGAUGAUUUGAACUUCUUGGGAUUCGCUCCAAUUGUUGACGGAGAUUUUCUCCCAAAUCAACCAGAAGUUUCACUAAAGAAUGUACCCAAAUACCCAACGAUUCUUGGAUUAAAUCAACUCAAGGAUCCACUCAUACAAGCGAAUUCCCAUACACUUUUGGCA